This is a messenger RNA of Nomascus leucogenys (northern white-cheeked gibbon), 3959 nucleotides long. Its product is annotated as 40S ribosomal protein SA-like. Lineage: Eukaryota; Metazoa; Chordata; Mammalia; Primates; Hylobatidae. Bases 1123 to 1659 code for a protein of 178 amino acids. The record is from RefSeq and is a predicted model, not a curated record. Gene Ontology annotation, molecular function: structural constituent of ribosome. The transcript has a single exon. Gene Ontology annotation, cellular component: ribosome; cytosolic small ribosomal subunit; 90S preribosome. Gene Ontology annotation, biological process: ribosomal small subunit assembly; cytoplasmic translation.
CUCUGUCUCAAAAAAAAAAGAAAGAAAGAAAGAAAGAAAAUACACUCUCUCCUUAAAACCUUUUGGAAGUGAUAAAGAAAUUCAGUAAAAUUGCAUAAUACACAACAGACAUACAAAAACCUGUAGCAUUUCUAUAUCCCACCAGUGGGUAAUUUCAAAAAGAAAACAAGAAAUGAGUGUCAUUGACAAUAGCUUACAAAAGUACCAAGGAAGAGAUUUGAACAAGCCAAAGAUUUCUGUAAUGAAAACUCUUUAAAAAAUAAUUCAUUUUGUAAUAAAAGCAUUGAAGGAAGAAAUUGACACAAAUGAGUAGAAAUAUAUUUUAUAUUUAUGGGUUAGAAUAAUUUAUAUCUUAAGAUAUAUAUACUACUCAAAGAAAUCUAUUGAUCUGUGCAUCCCUAUUAAAUUUCUGAUGUUAUGUUAGUUUUGCCUGUAAACAGAAGAAAAUAAUUCUAAAAUUUGUAUGGAGCAACAAAAAUCUUAAAUGAAAAAAUACUGAAGAAAAUGAGGAGAUCCAGGGUAAUUGAAGUAUCUGGCUUCAAUAUAGACUACAAAAUUAUGGUAACCAGAACAGCAUUAUCUGGCAGAAGACAGACACAGACACAACUGGAACAGAGUAGAAAGGAAAUAAACUAAAGCUCCUACACAAUAACUGAUUUUUUACAAACUUGCCAGAAGCACACUUCAGGGAAAAUAAAACAUUUACCGUGUAAAUGGUACUGGGAAAAUUUGAUAAUUACAUGCAAAAGAAUUAGAUUGGAAGUCUACAUCUAAAAAUACACAAAAAUUAACUCCAAAUUGAAUAAAGAGUUAAAUGUAAAAUUGGAAACUAUGAAACUUCUUGAAGAAAAUGGGGGAAAUGAUUCAUGAUAUUUUGCUGGGCAAGGAUUUAGAAAUGAGACCUGAACUUUUCAGGGAAUAAAAGGAAAAAUAACCAAAUGAGAGUACAUCAAAGUUUAAAGCUUUUGCACAGCAAAAGAGUAUUAAAAGAGUGAGGAGUCAAUUUACAGUAUUGGAGAAAAUAUCAAUUUAUAGUAUUGGAGAAAAUAUUUGCAAACAGUACAUGUGACAAAGAGUUAAGAAGAUAUAACUAACGUAAUUCAAUAGCAAGAAAAAAGUAAUAUGAAUUUAAAAAAAUUGGCAAAAAUUGCUGGCUGCUGCACUCCUGGAACCUUCACUAACCAGAUGCAGGCAGCCUUCCGGGAGCCACAGCUUGUGGCUACUGACCCCAAGGCUGACCACCAGCCUCUCACGGAGGCAUCUUAUGUUAACCUACUUACCAUUGCUCUGUGUAACACAGAUUCUCCUCUGCAAUAUGUAGACGUUGCCAUCCCAUGCAACAACAAGAGAGCUCACUCAGUGGGUUUGAUGUGGUGGAUGCUGGCUCGGGAAGUUCUGCGCAUGCGUGGCACCUUUUCCCGUGAACACCUGUGGGAGGUCAUGCCUGAUCUCCAUUUCUACAGAGAUCCUGAAGAGAUUGAAAAAGAAGAGCAGGCUGCUGCUGAAAAGGCAGUGACCAAGGAGGAAUUUCAGGGUGAAUGGACUGCUCCAGCUCCUGAGUUCACUGCUACUCAGCCUGAGCCUGCCACAGAAGACUGGUCUGCAGCUCCAACUACUCAGGCCACUGAAUGGGUAGGAGCAACCACUGAAUGGUCUUAAGCUGUUCUUGCAUGUUAAGCAACAUGGAAAAAUGGUUGACAGAAAAUAAACAUCAGUUUCUAAAAGUUGUGAAAAAAAAAAAUUGGCAAAAGACCUGAAUAGACAUUUUUGAAGGGAAUAAAUACAAAUGACCAACAUGUACAUGAAAAAAUGCCCAGUAUCACUAAUAUUCUGGAAAACACAAAUCCAAAUCCACAAGAAAAUACCACUUCCAGUUAGAAUUGCUAAUCAAAAAGACAAAACCACUAUUGGUGAGGGAGUGGACAAAUCAGAAUAUUUACACACUGUCGCUGUGAUUGUUAAUUAGUGUAGCCAAUGUGGAAAAUAGUUGGGAGGUUUCUUAAAAAUUAUAAACAGAACUAAUUCAUGAUUCCAGAAUCCUCCUAUCAAGCAUACGCUCAAAGAUAAUAAGAUAUCUGUACUGCCAUAUUUAUUGUGGUAGUAUUUACAGUGGCUAGGAUAUGGGAUUAACCUAAGUGUCCCACAGUGGGUAAAAGUCAAAGAAAAUGUUAUAUAUUUAUACACAAAGUACAUACUUUCCAGCCAUAAAAAAUAAUGAAAUCCUGUAAUUUGCAAUAACAUGAAUAAAUUUUGAAGACAGCAUUUUAACCAUAAUAAGCUAGAUACUGAAUGACUAAUGCUGUAUUAUCUUACUCAUAUGGAUACUAAGAAAAUAAAAAUUUGAUAUCCUAAAGUCAGAGAGUAGAACUGUGGUUACAAUAGACAGGGGAGGGGCCUUUGAUUUGGCCAUUAGGUACAGAGUGACAAUUAGAAAAGACUAGUAAAUUUUUCUGUUCUUUCACACACUAUCAUGAUUAUGGUUAAAUGUAAAAUACUGUAUAUUUCAAAAGAGUUAGAAUAGACACUUUUCAAUGUUUUCACCACAAAGAAAUGAUAACUGCAUGUGACUGGAUUAAUAUGCAACCUAAAUACAUACAAAAACAUCACACUGAAUUCAAUAAAUACAUGCAAUUAUAAUUUUGUGAUAGUUAAUAAAAAAGAAAAUUUAAAAAAUUAUGACAAGCAGAGGCCAAUAUCUAUGAUGAACAUAGACACACAGAUCCUCUACAACAAACUAGCAACCUGAACUCAACAGUGCAUUAAACAUUUUAUUUUUCAUAAUCAAGUGAUAUUCAUCCCAGUGAUGCAAAAAUGAUUGUACAUAUGGAAAUUAAUGUUAUGCAUUACACUAACAGAACAAAGGAUUAAAACCGUAUGAUGAUCUCAGUCAAUAUCAUAAAAGCAUUUGAGAAUAUUUAUAAUUUUUUCAUGGUAAAAACUCAAACAUUUAGGCACAGAAUUGGAUCUCCCUAUUCCCUGAGACAGAACCACAUUGAAAAUAGGACAAACAGUAACCCUGAAAUGGCCUCUAACAAUGAUUAAACUUGGUGAGGAAGGAAUGUUGAAGGCUCAGUGGCUGAAAUCUAGGCCACUAGUGCAAUAAAUCCCAUGAUUUUAAAACCUAGAGCUAACGUUAUUCAGAGGGGAAAACAAAAGCUUUUCCUCAAAUACAAAACACAUCACAAAUGCCCAAUCUCAUCACUUGCAUUCAACAUAGUACUGGAAGUUUUCACCACAGCAAUAAGGCAAGAAAAUAAAAAGCAUUUAACUUGGAAAGAGUUAUUUUUUAUUUAUUUUUUUACAGAUGACAUGAUCAUAUGUACAGAAAACUCUUAAGAAUUUGACCAAAAACAGGUCUACAAAAGGAAUUAAAUAUCAUUGGAGGAUACAAAUGCAACAAAAACAAAUUAGUAAUGUUUCUAUAAUGAAACAGCAAGCUCUCUGACACAAAUCAAGAAAACAAUCCCAUUUACAAUAUCUAACAAAAAAUAAAAUAUUUAGAAUUAAAUUACCCAAGGAAUUGUAAUGCCUACAAACUAAAUAUUAAAAAUUUUUACUUUUAUUGCAUGUGGCUUUCUUAUGUUUCUCAGAUAUCAUGGUGGGUUUUUCUUUUUUUAAACCCACCCAUGUGGCAACCCUCCAUCCAGCAAGUCAGUUGGUGCCAUUUUUUCCAGCAGCAUUGUGUUGACCUUGUGUCUCUAUACCACAUUUUGUUAAUUUUACACUUUUCUUUAUUAUUGUUAGGUAUAGUAAGUGAACUUUCUUCAGAAUUCUUAUUACCAUUUUUAUUAUGAUAUUGAACUAUGAAUCUCACUUAUGUAAAAUCAUGAACUUAAUCAGCAAAUAUUGUGUUUGUUCUGACUGCUUUUCUGAUGAGUUGUUACCUCAUCUUGUUUCUCCACCUAGGGUGCAUAUAUAUUUAGGAGUUACCUCAGGGAUAUUGGCCUGAAAUUUUCUUU